GGUAGUUUGCUAGCUUAUACAGUGGCGGCCAUAUUCACAUCUAUAGGCAUCGCAUUAGACGUUUUCGGUUUCUGUGGGACACCCAGAUCUACAGACCGUUUUACACCGAUUCUUUCUCUUACCUUUGAACAAAGACCACAACCGUCCAUAAACGUCUGGAGAACACUGGAAUACACACGGGGCCUCCACGACGAAGAAAUGCAGUCUGAAAUAAGGCGCUAGUUUGACUGUACAAUGCCUUUUGCCCAGCCGCAAGAUUCCUGGCACAAAAUGGAGGUGCAUAGCGUAAGUGAGGUCAAUGGGCAUCAGCUCACAGAGGAGCCGAUGGAGGAGGGAGAACCUCUCUCGCACUGUGAGGAGGGCACCUACGAGGAGAUCCCCAUCACCCACCAUGUGAAGGAGGGCUGUGAGAAGGCGGAGCCCGCCCAGUUUGAGCUGCUCAAGGUGCUGGGCCAGGGCUCCUUCGGCAAGGUUUUUCUUGUUCGCAAGAUGAUGGGUCCAGACGCCGGGCAGCUGUAUGCAAUGAAGGUGCUGAAGAAAGCCUCUCUGAAAGUUCGGGACCGUGUUCGCACGAAGAUGGAACGGGACAUUUUGGUGGAGGUGAAUCACCCCUUCAUAGUGAAGUUGCACUACGCAUUUCAAACAGAAGGGAAACUGUAUUUGAUAUUAGAUUUUCUCAGGGGCGGAGAUGUCUUUACUCGUUUAUCCAAAGAGGUUAUGUUUACAGAGGAGGAUGUGAAAUUCUACCUUGCAGAGUUGGCCCUUGCUUUGGACCAUCUACACAACCUAGGCAUUGUUUACAGAGACCUGAAGCCCGAAAACAUUUUGCUUGAUGAAGCUGGACAUAUCAAGUUAACAGACUUCGGGCUCAGUAAAGAAUCAGUGGACCAGGAUAAGAAAGCUUACUCUUUUUGUGGUACUGUGGAAUACAUGGCACCUGAAGUGGUCAACAGAAGAGGACACACACAGAGUGCCGAUUGGUGGUCCCUCGGUGUUCUAAUGUUUGAAAUGUUGACGGGUACUUUACCCUUCCAAGGAAAAGACCGGAAUGAGACCAUGAACAUGAUCCUGAAAGCAAAGUUGGGAAUGCCACAGUUCCUGAGCCUGGAAGCCCAGAGUCUUCUGAGAAUGCUGUUUAAACGGAAUCCUGCCAACCGGCUGGGAGCUGGCCCAGAUGGUGUGGAGGAGAUCAAGAGGCACGCCUUCUUCUCCACCAUAGACUGGAAUAAACUAUUCAGGAUGGAACUCCAGCCUCCAUUUCAGCCAGCGGCAGGGAAACCAGAGGACACCUUCUGCUUCGACCCAGAAUUCACUGCAAAAACCCCCAAAGACUCCCCCGGAGUCCCCCCCAGCGCCAACGCACACCAGCUUUUCAAAGGCUUCAGCUUUGUAGCCCCAGCCUCCCUGGAGGAAGGAAAGGGCUCCCCCCUGGUCAACAUCCUCCCCAUCGUACAGCAGCUGCACGCAGGCUCUGCGCAGUUCGCCGACGUCUACGAGCUGAAGGAGGACAUCGGCGUGGGCUCCUACUCCAUAUGCAAGCGCUGCGUCCACAGAGUCACCAGCAUGGAGUUCGCCGUCAAGAUCAUCGACAAAAUCAAGCGGGACCCCUCAGAGGAGAUAGAGAUCCUAAUGCGAUACGGCCAGCACCCCAACAUCAUCACUUUGAAAGACGUGUAUGACGAGGGGCGCUUCGUGUAUCUGGUGACGGAGCUGAUGAAGGGGGGUGAGCUGCUGGACAGGAUCCUGAGGCAGAAGUACUUCUCCGAACGCGAGGCCAGCGGCGUGCUCUACACCAUCGCCAAGACCGUGGACUACCUGCACUGCCAGGGGGUGGUGCACAGGGACUUGAAGCCCAGCAACAUCCUGUACACGGACGACUCGGGGAACCCCGACUCCAUCCGCAUCUGCGACUUCGGCUUCGCCAAACAGCUGCGCGGGGAGAGCGGCCUGCUGCUCACGCCCUGCUACACCGCCAACUUUGUCGCCCCUGAGGUACUGAUGAGGCAGGGCUACGAUGCGGCCUGUGACAUCUGGAGCCUCGGAGUGCUACUGUACACCAUGCUGGCAGGCUACACGCCCUUCGCCAACGGCCCCAACGACACGCCCGAGGAGAUCCUGCUGCGGAUCGGCAGCGGGAAGUUCUCCCUGAGCGGAGGGAACUGGGACACCGUGUCUGACAGCUCCAAGGAGCUGCUGUCUCACAUGCUGCACGUGGACCCCCACCAGCGCUACUCCGCGGAGCAGGUCCUGAAGCACUCGUGGAUCGCCUGCAGGGACCAGCUCCCCCACUUUCAGCUGGCUCGCCACGACGCCCCGCACCUCGUCAAGGGAGCGAUGGCAGCCACCUACUCAGCACUGAACCACAAGACCUGUCUGCCAGUCCUGGAGCCUGUGGCCGCCUCCAGCCUGGCCCAGCGCAGGAACAUGAAGAAGCUCACUUCUACAGACUUAUAGUGCACGGCUGACUCUGCGGUGGGAAGGCGUGUGUGUGCGUGUGCGUGUGCGUGCGUGUGUGUGUGUCUGUGUGCGCAUAAGUGUGUGUAUCUAUAUGUAGGUAUGUGUGUGUGUGUAUAUGUAUAUGUAUGUAGGUGUGUGUGUGUGUGUGUGUGUGUGUGCGUGUGUACAUGUGUGUGUGUCUGUGUGCGCAUACGUGUCUGUAUCUAUAUGUAGGGAUGUGUGUGUGUGUGUGUGUGUGUGUGUGUGUAUCUAUAUGCAUGUGUGCGUAUCUAUAUGUAUGUAUGUGUGUGUGUGCGCGCAUAUGUGUGCGUGUAUCUAUAUGUAUGUAGGUAUGCGUGCGCGUGUGUGUGUGUUUAUGUGGGUGUGUGCACAUGUAUGUAUAUUUGCGUACAUGUGCGUGUAUCUGCGUGCAUGGGCAAGUGUGUGUGCCUACAUGUGUGGGCAAGUGAGUGUGUGUGUGUGUGUGUGUGUGUUGGGGAUAUCUCGUCGUUGUCAUUUAUUUAUUCAAACGUUUCCCCUCCCCGAACUUUGGCACAUUGCUCCGCCUCCCCCACCUAUACUGCCCACCUACCAUUCCAAAACCCCGCCCCCCCCCAGGAAGGCUAUUCGUCGGUAGACGGGUUUCUGUGACAGCCCUGCAUCUCGUACUGUUGGGAAAGUUUCCGGGUGCGCUUGUCACUCAUCGAUUAUCGAUUAUCGAUUGGUCUCCUGUAUGCACACAUCCCCGUCUCCCGUCUCCCCUCACAUAAGCACCAGCUCUUACUCCUAAUUCACUGUGACUGGCCCAGCUGGAGCUACAGACAGACACUCUGUACACUGUGCAUCUCCCUGCCCACUUCCUGACUGAGAGACCUUCACCGGGCCCCUCAUCUGUGACAUUGGGGACAGCCUCCACCAAACCCAGACCUUGCAUUCUGGGAAAAAACGCAGAAGUGUCUAUUCCGGUGGAAUCCGAUCGGAUGUUAACACGGAGGGCGGAGAUGAAUUUCGCUAUAAUUCUGCGGUAGACAAGUCCGUUAUUUAAGCAACCGUUAUUUCCUCUUUUGAAUUCAUCGAGACGCCAGAGCUUUUGUUUAUUUCUGUUAUUUUCGUUUCUGUCCCGAAAAAAAGGGUGAGGUUUUAGUUUUUUGAUGCGCACACUUGCAGCUUGUGGGGUGGCGCUCUUUCAGUGUUCUCCUGCUCUUAGUUUUCCUCGCUUUUAAAACCUGCAAUUUUUUUUAUCGUGUUCUUGGGGAUUUAAAAAAAGAAAAGAAAAAAAAAAGCUACAGGCUAAAAGAAAAACAAACGAAAGGUCAACGAAUGUGGAUUUAUCUUUAUUUUUUUUUGUACAUUGAGGUGUGUUGUAGGUACAGUAUUAUUCCUGAGGGGUGAAAGGUCAGGGACCCAAGAGGAUGAUGGGAUUGAGGGAGGGGACCCCCUCCCCCCCAGUGUAAAAAGGCAUCUCUUCAAAGACAUUGUGGAAAUUGUAUCAUAUUGUAUUUAUUUCAUUUAAUUUUUGAAAAUAUAUUUUUCUUUCAAGGUCUGUAUAUAUUGACAUUAAAGAUCAUUAUUGAUGUA
Molecule: messenger RNA, 4014 nt
Organism: Conger conger (European conger)
Lineage: Eukaryota; Metazoa; Chordata; Actinopteri; Anguilliformes; Congridae
Product: ribosomal protein S6 kinase alpha-6-like
Exons: 22
Coding region: 235-2454 (739 amino acids)
Biological process (GO): protein phosphorylation
Molecular function (GO): magnesium ion binding; ATP binding; ribosomal protein S6 kinase activity
Source: RefSeq, a predicted model, not a curated record